This is a messenger RNA of Neltuma alba, 1467 nucleotides long. RefSeq names its product putative disease resistance protein At3g14460. NCBI's taxonomy places the organism in Eukaryota, Viridiplantae, Streptophyta, Magnoliopsida, Fabales, Fabaceae. The record is from RefSeq and is a predicted model, not a curated record. The coding region runs from base 1 to 1467 and encodes 488 amino acids. The transcript has 6 exons.
AUGCCAAACAACAUGGGAAGGUUAAAACAUCUUCAAAUCUUGACUGGUUUUUAUGUGGGAAGGCACAAUGGGUCUAAUUUGAAGGAGUUAGGGAAACUCAUUUAUCUUCGAGGUAGUCUUGAGGUCUCAAAAUUAGAAAAUGUCAAUGAUCCAAUAGUUGCUAGGGAGGCCUGUAUGAAGGAUAAGAAGCACUUAUAUAAACUGGGACUGCAGUGGAAUGGAAACAAUGAGGAUUCACAGAAUGAAAGGUUCACCUUGGAAGGUCUCCAACCUCAUGUGAACUUGAAAGAGCUCACUAUUAGAAACUAUGGCGGCACAAGAUUUGCAGAUUGGUUUGAUGAUCCUUAUUUGCCUAAUUUAGUAUCUCUUGUGUUGCGGGCAUGUAAAUAUUGUUUUUGUUUGCCAUCACUUGGGCAACUACCCUCUCUCAGGUCGGUUCAUAUUGCUAAAUUAGAGGGAAUAAAGAAGAUUGGGUUAAACUUUUAUGGGAAUAAUAAUUUGUCAUGGGCUCCAUUCCCAUCUCUUGUAAAUUUGUUUAUUGCUGAAAUGAUGGAAUGGGAAGAAUGGAUGCAUUUUGAAGGUGAAUGCUUCCCCUGCCUUAAAGAGAUUGUUAUACGAUAUUGUCCCAGGUUAAGAAAGUCACUUCCUCCACACCUGCCAUGUUUAGAAAAGCUACAGAUUGAACAAUGUGGAGAUUUGGAGCUUGAAUCAUUCCCUACCAAAGCAUUCUCUACUCCUAAACUUGAAUCCAUCCAUCUUUCUGGCUUGACCCAUUUGAAGUCACUUCAUGAAGACAUGCGUACACUUCUUCCUUAUGUCCAUUCUCUAUCACUGUUUUGCUGCCCACAGCUGCAAUUAGUUCCUCAGGAAGGAUUGCCUCUGAGCCUUGUCCAAAUUUCAAUCCAUAAUUGUUCCAAACUCUUUGCUUCCCGCAUGAACUGGGGCUUGAGUAGACUUCAUUCUCUUCAAAAGUUCUCUAUUGGUGAAAAUUUUGAAAAUGUGGAGUCUUUCCCAGAAGAGGGAUUGCUGCCACCCAAUCUCAAAGUUCUAAGAUUUGAAGGAUGUUCAGAUCUGUUUGGUCCUUCUUCAGCUCUUCAACAUGAGAGCAAGAAAGGAGGACCCAUCAUUUUCCAUCUGACGGAGAAUAAAAAGCUUCCAAUCUCUGAUAAGGAUAUUGUGACUAUUGCAAGUAGUUUAUGGUCCCCAUCCUGUUUAGAAUUUGGUUGGUCAUAUUGCACUGUGGCAUUCAUUCUAUCUCUGAAGGAAGAUGAUAUCACUUGGCACAAAUCAAGCAAGUUCCCUCUCCUUCCCUUCAUGGUGUUCUCCCUGAUUUCAAUUCGAGUCCCAUUCCCCGUUGCUGGAAAAGAGGUUUGCCUGCAGACAGGGCCGAGUUCCACUGGGGGCUACCAAAUGAAAAGGAUAUGUGACGAUCCUUCGGGGAAGCCUGCUGUUGGCAACUUACAUUAA